Aspergillus melleus is the source of this 420-nucleotide messenger RNA. RefSeq lists its product as uncharacterized. Lineage: Eukaryota; Fungi; Ascomycota; Eurotiomycetes; Eurotiales; Aspergillaceae. Bases 1 to 420 code for a protein of 139 amino acids. The record is from RefSeq and is a predicted model, not a curated record. The transcript has a single exon.
AUGCGACCGGGUCGAAGUCGGGAGCCAUCUCUGACCUCGCCUCGACCGUCGGAGGGGGCUCUGUCGUCUUUUUCACCGUCGUCCUCGCAAUAUCUACCUCAUCAAUCCCUGGACCAGUCCUCGCAUCUCCCAAACGCACCCACGCAUGCUCAUCGUAGCUCUCUUUCUCAGCAACGAUCUCGAACCGCUUCCACCGCUUCCCGUCCCGACGAGAUUGCACACCAACGAGCGGAACUCGAAGUGAUCCGACGGGAGAAUGACGCACUGCGACGGCGGGUGCGAGAGCUCGAGUCCACCUUGAAACAGCAUCGCGAAAGGGAGUCGACACCGACGAUCUCGACCACCAGCGGGACGUCUGCGCUUACCGAUGGAUUACGAAAAGUUUCCUUGACCGAAACGAACGAAGACAUAAAUACCUAA